This is a messenger RNA of Pseudophryne corroboree (corroboree frog), 2639 nucleotides long. RefSeq names its product syntaxin binding protein 3 (gene STXBP3). Gene Ontology annotation, molecular function: syntaxin-1 binding. Bases 120 to 1901 code for a protein of 593 amino acids. Lineage: Eukaryota; Metazoa; Chordata; Amphibia; Anura; Myobatrachidae. Gene Ontology annotation, cellular component: secretory granule; plasma membrane. The transcript has 19 exons. Gene Ontology annotation, biological process: intracellular protein transport; vesicle-mediated transport; neurotransmitter secretion. The record is from RefSeq and is a predicted model, not a curated record.
CAGGCCUGAGCUAGAGGUUUGUCAGAUGCACAACUCUGAAGUACCCGGCCGUCACACUGCACCAGGGCCGGGCCCGGGAGCGGAUUUAGGUGAUUGUGACGUCGGUUCUGGCAACAAAUAUGGCUCCUAGCAGUGACACUGGGCUGAAGCAUGCAGUGUGGCACAAGAUCAAAACUGAAAUCUUGGAUGACUGUAGAAAAGAAAAUGAAUGGAAGAUUCUACUCAUAGAUCAGUUUACAACCAAGCUGCUGACAUCAUGUUGCAAAAUGACUGACCUGCUGGAAGAAGGAAUUACAGUUGUGGAAGAUAUUUAUAAGAUCAGGCAGCCUGUUAGAGAUUUAAAAGCCAUCUACUUUAUUUCGCCCAAUGAGAAGUCUGUAGACUGUGUGGUGAGAGACUUCACGUUUAAAUCUUCCUGUACGUACAAAGCUGCGUAUGUAUACUUCAGUGACACAUGUCCUGACUACUUGUUUUCCAAACUAAAGACAUGCCAGGCCAAAACCAUAAGAAGAUGCAAGGAGGUCAAUAUAGCCUUCUUCCCAAAAGAGUCACAGGUGUUCUUGCUAAAUAUUGCUGAUCCUUUUCACCUGAUGUACAGUCCAGAUAAGGCUGUAGACAAGGAAUCUGCGAUGCAAUCCAUUGCUGAACAAAUAGUGACCCUCUGUGCAACUCUGGAUGAGAACCCCGGGGUCCGCUACAAAAGGGAACCACUGGAUAAUGCAGAAGAGCUAGCCAACUUGGUGGAAGAAAAACUUGUUCAGUAUUACAAGACAGAUGAAAGAAGUCAGUGUAAGGAGAAAUCUCAGUCUCAGCUUCUUAUACUUGACAGAGGGUUUGAUCCAGUCUCUACAGUGCUGCAUGAGCUGACUUUCCAAGCCAUGAUUUAUGAUCUUCUUCCUAUUGAAAAUGACACUUACAAAUAUCAGACCGACGGCACAUCAGCAAAAGAGAAAGAAGGUCAAUUAGAUGAAUCUGAUGAAUUGUGGGUGAAAAUCCGUCACAAACACAUUGCUGAAGUCUUAGAUGAAAUUCCAAAACUCGUUAAAGAGAUCUCUUCCAGCAAAAAAGAAACUGAAGGAAAGCUCACUAUAAACAAGUUGUCUAACCUCAUGAAAAAAAUGCCCCAUAUUCGAAAGCAAAUCAGCAAGCAAACAUUGCAUCUUAAUCUUGCUGAGGAUUGUAUGCAGAAGUUCAAGGGUAACCUUGAGAAGCUCUGUAAAGUUGAGCAAGAUCUAGCCUUGGGUACCGAUGUUGAGGGGCAGAAGGUGAAGGAACACAUGCGUGUCCUGCUACCAGUGUUGCUCAACAAAGAUCUGGAUAAAUAUAAUAAGAUAAGAGCCAUACUUCUGUACAUUUUUGUGGAAAAUGGAACAACUCAGGAGAACUUGGACCGACUUAUUCAGCACGCCAAGAUUGAGAGCGAUGGUGAUGUGUUGAAAAACUGGAAGUACAUUGGGGUUCCGAUCGUCCCCAGGUCUACACAGCGCAAACCGUCGAGGAGGGAUCGAUCAAGGGAAGAAACAUUUCAGCUCUCUAGGUGGACACCUUUGAUAAAAGAUGUCAUUGAGGACAACAUAGAAAAUAAGCUAGACUCACGGGAGUGGCCCUACUGCUCGGAGUGCCCUGCAGCGUGGAAUGGCUCCGGGGCAGUCAGUGCCAGACAGAAGCACAAUACAUUGAACCGGGAGGAACGGAAAAGUGUGUCUAAGCUGAUUAUUUUUGUGAUUGGAGGAAUGACUUACUCUGAAAUCCGUUGUGCUUAUGAAGUGACUCAGUCCAACAAGUUUGUGCAGGUUAUCAUUGGUUCUACUCAUAUUAUCACUCCCAAGACCAUGCUGGAUGAUAUAAGGGACCUCACCAAACCUUGCAUCCCAAAAGAAACCUUUACAAUAGAGGGGUAAAUAGAAUUGAAACUCAUGUAUUCUCUUGUGAAGCAAUACCUUACAGGAACCACAUCAGCACCUUGAGUUACUGUAUAUGUAUGUGUGUAAAUGUUUGUAUUUGUGGCGAAACAUGGGUUUUGCAAUCAACCAACUGGAAAUUGUGGCAUAUGAGAAGUGACACAAAUACAAGUUGCCUUCAGAAAUGAACUCUGCCUUUAAAACAACAAGUAAUUUAACCACUGAAGUUCUCAGCCAUGCACUGACGAAUAAACCUGUACAGUUCAAGAUAGGAAUUUUUAAUGCUUUAAUACUUGCUUAAAUAUAUACUGUAUAUGUAAUUCUAAUCUUAUAAUUUAGGAUUUAUUGUGCAAUUUAACUUCUGUGUGAUUUAAUAGCAUGUUUUGACACCGGGUGGAUUUUUGAUGUGUUAUUCUUCAUGUCUGCAAAAUUGUAUUAUAAUUCUGAAGUCCACAAUUAGCCAUGUCCAGCUGCCUGCUAUUUCUGUGUCUGACUUAUGUGUAUGCCUCCUCGUCACAGCAUAUACUUCUGCUAAUGCUUGUCAGUUUCUGUGGAAGUCAGUCAGAAACCUGUAACCUAUGUAAAAGGACGUGGCUUUGUUUUUAUUUCUUUUUAUCAUAUUUCAUCAGGCACAGAGAGAAAAAAGGGAACACCAUUGUUAUGCUUUUACUAAGCCUUGUUCUACCGCGGAAACAUAUUCAAAACAUACAAUAGAAAAUAAAGAUAUUUUUAAUUGUA